AUGGAUCAAGGGCUCUACGAGAUGAUACAAGAAAUAACUUGUACAUCGUCCCUACAUGGAAAUCACUAUAUGUACUCACUAACAGCUUUAAAUGUGAUGUUGGCCAUCACAGCAUCUCUUGGAAACGCCCUGAUCCUUGUUGCCCUUCGAAAGGAUUCCUCGCUUCAUCCGCCAUCAAAACUCAUGUUUCGAUGCUUAACAGUUUCGGAUCUCUGUGUUGGUCUUUUCUCCCAACCAUUUUAUGUCAUUCAGCUUAUGUCGAUAACAAACAAGCAAGAAAAACUUUGCUACACCAUGGUAAGCAUCAACGCAUUCACCAGUCAGUUUUUUUGCGGAGUGUCGUUGUUUACAUUAACUGCAAUAAGUGUAGAUAGACUUGUUGCACUGCGUUUAGGAUUAAGGUUCACCCAAGUCUGGCAAGUGAUAACCUUGAGGAGAACACGAGUGAUCAUGAUCAUGAUUUGGAUUCUAAACAUUUCUGUGCUCUGUUUAAAACGAUUUUGGAUGCCUGAUUUAAUCUCUAGGGUGAUUUAUGCAUUGAUUUACAUUUCUCUGGCUAUGGCAGCUUUGUCUUACUUCAAGAUCUAUGUAACGCUUCGUCGUCAUCGCGUUCAACUGCGAGCUGUUGCUCAGCAAGGCAAACCAAACAGAGGAGGAAUGAGUCCUCUGAACAUAAAACGAUACAGAAAGACGGUGUCCGUGGGACUGUGUGUACAGUUAGUGUUAAUAGCUUGUUACCUUCCUUAUGCCAUAGCUGUUGCUGUGGCGCAUGCCAGAGGCUAUUCGCCAUCCUAUAACCUUGCUGUGAGAAUAACAAUCUCUCUCGUAUUGUUAAACUCAUCUCUGAACCCGAUUCUCUACUGCUGGAGGGUCAGAGGUGUACGAAAGGCAGUGAAGGACACAAUCAAACAGUGGUUUAAGUGCUCUAGGUAG
Molecule: messenger RNA, 933 nt
Organism: Orbicella faveolata
Lineage: Eukaryota; Metazoa; Cnidaria; Anthozoa; Scleractinia; Merulinidae
Product: histamine H2 receptor-like
Biological process (GO): G protein-coupled receptor signaling pathway
Cellular component (GO): plasma membrane
Molecular function (GO): G protein-coupled receptor activity
Source: RefSeq, a predicted model, not a curated record